CAGUUUGACGACACAAAACGACGCUGGCCGGACGACUGGGUCGGGCGCAGCAGCGAGAUACAGAGAGUGAGAAAAGUUUACAACUUUCUGCACAUAUAUAUAAAGUCGUGCUUGAUCGGGUGUUAAUCACAGUUUGUCGCUUGUUUAGUAUACAACAGUUGGGCGGAUUUUAGUUGCCUCUAGUAGUUAUCACACUAGUGCGGUUUUGAUUUUGUACGUUUAAAAAUAAAGAUUUAAACAAUGAAGUUAUUCAUCGUUGCCGCUUUCGCCCUGAUCGCCGUGGUCGCGGCCCAGGACAAGUACACCACCAAAUACGACGGAGUCGAUGUGGACGAGAUCCUGAAGUCGGACCGGUUGUUCAACAACUACUACAAAUGCCUGAUGGACCAGGGCCGCUGUACCCCGGACGGAAACGAGCUGAAGCGGGUGCUGCCCGACGCACUCAAGACGGAUUGCACCAAGUGUAGCGAAAAGCAGAAGGCCGCCACCGAGAAGGUGAUCAACUAUCUGAUUGAGAAACGCCCGAAACAGUGGGCCACUCUGCAGGAGAAGUAUGACCCCGAAAACGUGUACGUUAACCGAUACCGCAAUGACGCCGCCAAGGCCGGCAUCAAGCUGUAAGCCGUCGGCACCGCAGGCGCAGCUGAUGGACUGAGACUGAGAAACACCAGAAAUGCCUCCGAUUACAACCUAAAUCUAAACACUACACAAGAGCUAGAAAAAUUUUCCUGUAACAAAUUCUACUAACUUAAAUUUGUGCAAUUCUUGGUGUAGUCCCGACAAAAAAUAAGCUUCUUUUAUCUGUGAUCAAAUCUGUACCACCUUAUAAGUGGUUUUAGGCUCCACUGCGUUUGCCCUUCCGUCUAAAAAGUACGUACACCUAUCGCAAAGAUAAUUCAUACCCGUCAGUGGGCGUUGCCUGCUGCUGACACAGAAUCGGCGCGGACACUCGCCAAUACUCUGCAGUUGGACGAAUACUCUGCAGUUGGCUGUGGUCAAUGUCAUGCUGACGAUUUAUGAAACCACCGAGCGAUGGGUGGGGCGCGGGUGAAGCAGUAUACGCUUGCAGUUCGGAUAACCCCCUCAGAAUUGCGAAAUCAGAAACUUAAUCGAUUGGCGGCUUUCCACGGGUGCAACGUACGACAGUAGGUGGCGGGGCCAGUGCCUUUCACAAACCGGGCAGUUUGACAUCGUCGGUGCCGAACUGGUUGUUUGUUUGUAAAUGUAGGAAUUAAUUAAAUCAAAAAAUAUAAUUUCAGAAAAAAAA
Wyeomyia smithii (pitcher-plant mosquito) is the source of this 1267-nucleotide messenger RNA. RefSeq names its product ejaculatory bulb-specific protein 3-like. The record is from RefSeq and is a predicted model, not a curated record. Bases 241 to 621 code for a protein of 126 amino acids. The transcript has 2 exons. NCBI's taxonomy places the organism in Eukaryota, Metazoa, Arthropoda, Insecta, Diptera, Culicidae.